GAAUUAAUUCAACAUGUGCGCCUAAAAGUUUGAUAUCCUGUUGAAUUAUCUAUAAACGUAAGUUAGGUACUUGGUUAAAACUAAAUACAUUCGUUGCUACAAAUAAUGCAAAUGCGUUGUUUCUUUAAAGGUUAUUGUAACUUUUCAGGUAGUAACUUUUAAAGGUGUGUUUAUGUUAAUAAAAUUUCAAAGGAUCAAUUGAAUAAAUUAAACGAUUAAGAACACUCGUACAUGUAAAUGAAGCCGACGAAGCUUUCAAAUUUACACGAAGUACUUUUUGAAAACUUUGUACUUAUACGAGACGAGUAACAUGUUUAAAGGCUGUUGUUAUUAAUCGAACUAGGAAGUGUUUCAAUAAUUUUUUACCUUUUUAAAACUCUGGCCAUAACUUUUACGUCAGAUUUAACGUUAAAACUUCGACAAUGCGGGCAAUUCACGUUGUUAGUUGUUUGUUAGUUGUGCUGCUGCUUGGUGCUCUGGUUGAAAGCAGCGCAAAAGGAUGCUGGGAGGAUUGGAGCAGAUGCACGCCCGGCACAAUGAAGUUGACUGGAAAAGCAUGGCUGCCGUGUGACAGCUACUGCAAAAUUUGCUACAAAGCUGACGGUGGGAAGUGUGUUAGUGCUCCUAGCAAAAAUUGUCCCAAUGUGCUGAAGAACAACAGAAGAUGCGAUUGCAUCAACAAAAGAAGAAGCAAGGAUUUGAAGAAUCCUGCCUGCUGGGCAUAAUUUUCCGGAGAUAAUUCAAAUUUGCAGAAACUUUUAAACAACUUUUGUUUGUCACUGGAGCAAAAUGUGUUCCCAAUAAUUAUUUUUAUUUUUCUAUUAACUUUUUUAAGAUUUUGAAUAAAAGUUUAGUUCUAUCUUCA
Messenger RNA from Helobdella robusta, 865 nucleotides. RefSeq lists its product as hypothetical. The coding region runs from base 423 to 725 and encodes 100 amino acids. The transcript has 2 exons. NCBI's taxonomy places the organism in Eukaryota, Metazoa, Annelida, Clitellata, Rhynchobdellida, Glossiphoniidae. Gene Ontology annotation, biological process: defense response. The record is from RefSeq and is a predicted model, not a curated record.